This is a messenger RNA of Danio rerio (zebrafish), 2357 nucleotides long. The record is from RefSeq and is a predicted model, not a curated record. Lineage: Eukaryota; Metazoa; Chordata; Actinopteri; Cypriniformes; Danionidae.
CAGUAAUCAGAUUAGACAGGAUUAUGUCUGUAGGCUUGAAGACAUCAGACGAGCAACUGAAGAGAUACACAGCAACCGGUAUAUUAUCAUCCACUGAAGAAGAUCAACACGAGGCUUUGUUCAGCUGCUGAACAUUUCAACCAGAUAUUUUAUCAAGGGACAGAAAACACUAUGGAAGCCAGUGGCUGCUUUUUUACUGAGACUGCUGAGCACCAUGUGAAACCCCUGUAAAAUGGCGACUUAUGUCCUGUGGUCAGCAGUAGUCUGGACUUUCAAGAGCCUGUUGUUCACAUGGAGGUUUUUCUGGGUCAGCCCAUAUUGUGCUUUAAAGUCUGCACCGCAGCAAAGACUUGACACUGACCAUAAACCCCAGCCAAAACUGACCACAGAGGUCAAGCGUCCCGCAGAGACAGAUGUGAUGAAGGACAAACCUGAAAACUGUGCUCAGCGCGAUCGCAAAAGCGGCCUGUUCAAGAGACUGCUGUCGGCUGAAGGAGAGAUCCGGGAACUGAAGAUAGAGAUUGCAAAUCAGAGAGCAUCGUGGGAUAUGCGGUUUGUGGAACUGCAAAGGAGACAACAUGAUCUGAGAGACCAGCUGACCUCAGAGAUUCUGGUUCGGACGGGAAUGCUGUACAGAGAUAAUGAUUCAGAAGAAACAAAUGAGGUCUUUACAGAGUCUGGCCUGGAAAACGGAGUUUAUACAGAUGAGUGUAUAAGUGGUCUCAGACAGACCCACCAGCAAAAGAGGCUUGAUAUGGAUCUGCUUGGAGACGGUGUUGAGCAAAAGAGUUUGUACGGAAGUCAAACCUCCUGCCAAUCCAGAGCCACUUCUGCCAUGUCUAACAUCAGUGUAAGGUCUUGGAGGAGUGGAGGUGGACCUCAUCGAGUGUUUGUGCCCCAUUCCCCCAUGGACCUGAAAACUGGACACAGAGUUCGGAUUAUGUUACCGUCUGGACGGAUCUGCACCGGGACCUUACGUUACCUUGGCAACAUGCACAACUCCCCUGACCACUAUCUCGGUGUAGAACUGGAGAUGGCUGAUAAUGGACAGCACGACGGCACUUAUGAAGGGCAGCGCUACUUUGACUGUGACCCGGGAUAUGGUGCGUUUGUACCCUUCAGUAAAUUGUUAAUGGCUUGGGAGUAAACACUAAGUGAAGACUCAACACACGUCACGGCGAAGUACAAUGCGAUCUUGGAUUAACAUCAUCUUGAUCCUGGAACAUCAUAUUUGUUGAAAAACGUAAUCCAUUCCUUUUUCCUACCCAUUCCACAAUCAUAACUGUGAGUUAUUCCCAAAUUCAGAAGAGAAUAAUAGUUGGAUAACAAUCAUGUAGAACCGUAAGCCUAAAUUUAACAUAAACAGUAAACAAAUCCCUUAAUUCUGAUUGGUUGAUUGGAAUCUUGUUCCAGGAUCAACGUAAAUGUUAAUCCAGGAACAUGUCCAGCGUGGUGAAAUCAGGUUAGGAAAGAUGAAGACUCAACAGCACUUUCACAACAGCUGUAAGAAUCACAACAACUGCUUCAAUUCUCACAGAACUGUACGACUGCAGUGGUGACGUAUUUUUGUGGGUCAAUCUACACUUUGGCUCCCUCAACGAAACACAAAUAUAAUUUUUUCUCAGGUGGGUUUAGGUUAAUUGAAGAAAAUAAAUUUGAAGGUUAUGUUUCUUACAACUUUUAAGCAUCAUGAUAAUCUUUAAAAAUGAACUUUGACUAAUACUGACGCAUAAUUACAGUAUAGUUGGCAGAGGGAAACAAUGCAAUGUCAACUCUGCUAGUCGAAUGAUAGCUUACAGAAACAAAUAGCAACAUAAUCAAACGUUCCCUAUGUCACAUUUUGACAUUAUUUUACUUUACAAUAAUGGAUUGUUUACACUCAAAAAUAAAGGCACGACUGCUGUCACUGGGGUGGAACAAUUUUAAAAGGUACACGCUUGUAACUAAAAGUCCUUAUUAAUACCGUAAGGGUACGUACUAGUACCUUAAAAGUUUAAAUGUGUACCUCUGGAAAAUUGUAGGUACUAAUAUACGCCUUGAUAGCAUGGCAGCUCAGGGAUUAGCACUGUCAUGUCACAGCAAGAAGGUCACUGGUCUGAGUCCUGGCUGGGUCAGUUGGCAUUUCUGUGUGGAGUUUGCAUGUUCUCCCCAUGUUGGCGUGGGUUUCCUUCCAGUGCUCCAGUUUCCCCCACAGUCCAAAUAUUGAAUAAGCUAAAUUAGCCAUAGUGUAUGGGUGUUUACUAGUACUGGAUUGGACAGACAUGUAUAAAACAUAUGCUAGAACAGUUGGUGGUUCAUUCCGCUGUGGCGACCCCUGAUAAAUAAGUGACUAAGCCGAAGGAAAAUGAAUGAAUAUA